Poeciliopsis prolifica (blackstripe livebearer) is the source of this 1912-nucleotide messenger RNA. RefSeq names its product Ran GTPase activating protein 1b (gene rangap1b). The record is from RefSeq and is a predicted model, not a curated record. The transcript is spliced from 16 exons. Gene Ontology annotation, biological process: activation of GTPase activity; signal transduction; nucleocytoplasmic transport. Lineage: Eukaryota; Metazoa; Chordata; Actinopteri; Cyprinodontiformes; Poeciliidae. Gene Ontology annotation, molecular function: small GTPase binding; GTPase activator activity. Gene Ontology annotation, cellular component: cytosol; perinuclear region of cytoplasm; nucleus. Bases 105 to 1799 code for a protein of 564 amino acids.
GGGCAUCGUGACGUCAGAAGGUUUAGCAACUGGCGCGCCGCGCGGAAGCAACGCUCGUGUUUCUAAUUUCAACUUAAUUGACAAGUCUUUAAAAGGUAUAGAACAUGGCCUCUGAUGACAUCGCUCAGCUGGCUGAUGCUCUCUCAAAAACUCAUGUUGGUGAUGGAGAGUUGAGUUUUGAAGGUCUGGGAUUGAAGCUCGACGACUCAGAGUCAGCGGCAGAGCUGCUCGGUAAGAUCGAGCAGUACCCGGGUCUGAGAGCCCUGCGCCUGGAGGGCAACACUGUGGGAGUGGAAGCUGCCAAAGCCAUCGCCAAAGCUCUUGAAAGCAAAGACCAGCUUCAGAGAUGCUACUGGAGUGACAUGUUCACAGGAAGGCUCCGCUCUGAAAUCCCCACCGCUCUGAUGUGUUUGAGCGGUGCACUGAUGAGCGCUGGUGCCCGGUUGACUGAGUUGGACCUGAGCGACAACGCCUUCGGGCCUGACGGCGUCAAAGGCAUCGAGCAGCUGCUGAAGAGUCCCUCCUGCCACACGCUGAGGGAACUGAGACUCAACAACUGUGGCAUGGGAGUAGGAGGGGGGAAGAUCCUGGCUGAAGCACUUAUUGAGUGCCACAAGAAGUCAACAGCUGUCGGAUCCGUUCUAAGGCUGAAAGUGUUUGUUGCAGGGAGAAACCGCCUGGAGAAUGAUGGGGCGAGCGCCCUGGCCAAGGCCUUCCAGCUGAUGGGCAGCCUAGAGGAGAUCCACAUGCCUCAGAAUGGAAUAAACUACCCUGGUGUGAUAGCGUUGGCUUCAGCCAUCCGUCACAACCCCGAGCUCCGAGUCCUCAACUUCAACGACAACACCUUCACCAAGAGGGGAACGCUGGCGAUGGCCCAAGCUCUCAGGCACCUCAGGAACAUCCAGGUGAUCAACUUUGGCGACUGUCUGGUCCGGUCUGAAGGAGCCAUCGCUCUCGCUGCAGUUUUGACAGAAGGACUGCCGGUCCUGAAGGAACUCAACUUGUCAUUCGGCGAGAUCACAGCGGGGGCGGCUCUGGUGGUCGCUCAGGCUGUCCUUGACAAACCUCAUAUGGAGAAAGUCAAUCUGAAUGGUAACUGCCUGGGUGAGGAUGGCUGUGAUGUCCUGAGAGAAGUUCUGGACAAUGUGGACAAAGGAGACAUGCUGGCCUCACUCAGUGAGGAUGAGGGUGAGCCAGAUGAUGGUGAAGAUGAAGACAGUGAUGCCGGCGAUAGCGAUGGCAGUGAUGAAUGUUGUGAGACUGGCCAAUGUGAGGAAAUUGUGAAAGAAAACGGAAUCAACGGAGGAGAAAGCCCAGAAAAACUUCAGAGUCAAGCAGGAAUCCUGUCAUUCCUCAGUAACCCCUCAGCAGAAACGUUGUCUCAUAUGAAGAUGAACCUUCAGCAAGAGGUUAAUGUGUCUGAACCACACAAAGCUGCAGAGCUCUUUCUGAAGAUUGGCUCCUUGCACAGCCAGGACGCUGAGGCUAACACAGCUGUCUUUGAAGUCAUUGAUGGCGUUUUGAAGAAGGUUCUCUCUGCUUCGGCCCUCCAGUCACACUGCUUCCUCACUACCCUGCUGGUCCUGAUGGGAGUCCUGAAGGGAGAGGGCAAAGUGAAGAAGGUGCCACUGGUCCCCGGUCAGCUGCUGUGUUUGGAACAUGCUGUCCAGCAGGAGUAUUUCACUCAGGACCAGGCCUCUGUGUUCCACACGCUGCUGUCCAGAAACAGUGAUGCUCUGAAGUCCUGCAGUAGCGCCAGAGACAGGCUGAGCUCUGCUCUGGAGAAGAAAAGCCACUGACUGAUUAAAGCCAGUACCAACACUGGGACAUAAACACACUGUUCUUUAUUUCUCUGGAUGUGUAACCAGCAGGGAUACUUCCCACUUGAACAAAGGGACAAGUAAAGCCACUA